GUCCGCUAAUGGCGCAGGCGAUUAUCUGCGCGGCCGCCGGUGUUGUGUGUCCCGCGGGCAGGGCCCGAGUUACAAGCGCCAGGAAGCCAGACGGUGUUUAGAGACGGGGGGCGGCGGGGGAGGCCGGUCCGGACAGGCCAAGAUGACGCCCAGCCCCACGUUGUUGCUGCUGCUGCCCCCGCUGCUGCUGGGGGCCCUCCCGCCGGCCGCCGCCGCCCGAGGUCCCCCGAGGAUGGCGGACAAGGUGGUUCCAAGGCAGGUGGCCCGGCUGGGUCGCACCGUGCGGCUGCAGUGCCCUGUGGAGGGCGACCCGCCGCCACUAACCAUGUGGACCAAGGAUGGCCGCACAAUCCAUGGCGGCUGGAGCCGCUUCCGUGUGCUGCCCCAGGGCCUGAAGGUGAAGGAGGUGGAGCGGGAAGACGCCGGCGCCUACGUGUGCAAGGCUACCAAUGGCUUUGGCAGCCUCAGCGUCAACUACACCCUCAUCGUGAUGGAUGACCCUGGUGCAGGAAGGGAGCGCCUGGGGCAGGACGGCUCCUCCGGGGGCCAGGAGGACGCAGCCAGCAAGCAGUGGGCGCGGCCCCGCUUCACACAGCCCUCCAAAAUGAGGCGCCGGGUGAUCGCCCGGCCAGUGGGCAGCUCCGUGCGGCUCAAGUGCGUGGCCAGUGGGCACCCGCGGCCCGACAUCAUGUGGAUGAAGGACGACCAGGCCUUGACAGGCUUGGAGGCCGGGGAGCACAGGAAGAAGAAGUGGACCCUGAGCCUGAAGAACCUGCGUCCCGAGGACAGUGGCAAGUACACGUGUCGCGUGUCCAACCGCGCAGGCGCCAUCAACGCAACCUACAAGGUGGACGUGAUCCAGCGGACACGCUCCAAGCCCGUCCUCACGGGCACGCACCCCGUGAACACGACCGUGGACUUUGGGGGCACCACGUCCUUUCAGUGCAAAGUGCGCAGUGAUGUGAAGCCAGUGAUCCAGUGGCUGAAGCGCGUGGAAUACGGCACCGAGGGCCGCUACAACUCCACCAUCGACGUGGGCGGCCAGAAGUUCGUGGUGCUGCCCACCGGCGAUGUGUGGUCGAGGCCCGACGGCUCCUACCUCAACAAGCUGCUCAUCACCCGCGCGCGCCAGGACGACGCCGGCAUGUACAUCUGCCUGGGGGCCAACACCAUGGGCUACAGUUUCCGCAGCGCUUUCCUCACCGUGCUGCCAGACCCCAAGCCUCCAGGCCCACCCGUGGCCCCCUCGUCCUCGACCACUAGCUUGCCGUGGCCCGUGGUCAUCGGCAUCCCGGCCGGUGCCGUCUUCAUCCUUGGCACCGUGCUCCUGUGGCUCUGCCAGGCCAAGAAGAAGCCGUGUGCACCUGGGCCCGCCCCCCCCAUGCCUGCGCACCGCCCGCCCGUGGCCUCCCGCGACCGUGGCGGGGACAAGGACCUUCCCGUGCCAGCCAGCCUCAGCACCGCCCCUGGCCUGGGGCUGUGUGAGGAGCUUGGGCCUCCGGCAGCUCCCCAGCACCUGCUGGGCCCGGGCCCAUCUGCUGGGCCCAGACUUUACCCCAAACUCUACACAGAUGUGCACACGCACACGCACACACACACACACUCACACACACACUCUCACGUGGAGGGCAAGAUCCACCAGCACCAGCACAUCCACUACCAGUGCUAG
Molecule: messenger RNA, 1669 nt
Organism: Odobenus rosmarus divergens (Pacific walrus)
Lineage: Eukaryota; Metazoa; Chordata; Mammalia; Carnivora; Odobenidae
Gene: FGFRL1
Product: fibroblast growth factor receptor-like 1
Exons: 7
Coding region: 143-1669 (508 amino acids)
Cellular component (GO): plasma membrane
Molecular function (GO): fibroblast growth factor receptor activity; fibroblast growth factor binding
Source: RefSeq, a predicted model, not a curated record